Messenger RNA from Python bivittatus (Burmese python), 2572 nucleotides. The record is from RefSeq and is a predicted model, not a curated record. Lineage: Eukaryota; Metazoa; Chordata; Lepidosauria; Squamata; Pythonidae.
UUCUUCUUCUUCUUCUUUGACCCUAGUGGGCUUUAUAAUUCUCCCAGUGACCGAACUAGAUCACCAAAGUUUCCUCAUUCACGACGACACCCUUCAGGCGGAAGUGAAAAUGACCCUGCACAGCCAUUCCGAAGAAGAUCACGAUCCCGUUGCAAUACCAGCAGUGGUAGUGAAUCAGAAAAUUCUAAUAGAGAACAUCGGAAGAAGAGACACAGGUUACGACAAGAGAAUGACAUGGUUGAUUCAGCUCCUCAGUGGGAAGCAGUGCUGAGGCGACAAAAGGGAAAAAACCAACCUGAACCCACCCAUCGGCGCUCCAGGCACAGAUCACGAUCGAGAAGCCCGGAUGUUCAAGCAAAGGAAGAAUUAUGGAAACACAUUCAAAAGGAACUUGUGGAUCCAUCUGGCCUAUCUGAGGAGCAACUAAGAGAGAUUCCAUAUACUAAGAUAGAGACUCAAGGUGAUCCUGUUCGCAUUAGACACUCACAUUCUCCCCGAAGUUAUCGCCACUAUCGACGAUCCCAGUGCUCUGAUGGAGAGAGAUCUGUUCUGUCAGAAGUGAAUGCCAAAGCAGAACUUGUGCCUCCGCUACCAGUUACCCGCUCCUCAGAUGCUCACUGUCCCACCACUGCAGUAUCUCAACAGCGGCGAAAUGGAUCUAAGGACAGCCUGUUAGAAGAAAAGGUACAAACAUCUUUCAACAAUGUGGAUGGAAAACCCAGUGCUAAGACUAUAAAAAUUGUCCCAGCAUCAAGGCUUAAGAUAGAGACCUGAAUUUUAUCACACAGAGGACUGCGAAGGAAUGCUGCAUCUUGAAAUCCAAAUAAACACCUUUAGCUGGAGUUGUUUUUUUUUUAAUUUAAGAGACUGUAAAAUAAUCUUAAGAACAUUCUGGAUUGCUGUGGAGAAGAUGCUGUUUGGGUUUCAGUAAAAAAGAAGGCAGCUGCCAUCAUGAGCAUAAAACUAAAAUGCAAGUUAUCCAGAUAAUAAUGGACAGAUAGCCCAAGUGUUGUCAUUAUAUGAUUUCAAAAUGGAGGCAUCAGUACAGGUUUCCAGAAUCAGUGCAUUUAUCAAAGGUGCAAUAGUAGAUGUUCUUUAUUAUAAGGGCUGUAAUUCAUAUGCCUAUACUUGCCUAGCAAAUACGUACUCCUUUAUUCAACAGUGUUGAAUCUUUUGUUACCUGACAGAACGUCCUUAAUACAAAGAAUUAAUCAUGAACAUUAUUAAGUUAUUCAAACCCAGAUGACCUUUCAAUGAAUUGAUUACAGUUUAAUUCUUAGUAAAAUAAUGUUUUAAAAUACAAUUCAGAAUAUUGCCAAAGUUAUUAGUACAUUUACUUGGUUCUCUAAGCACUGAAUAGUAGUAACCAAUGCAGAAAACAUGGUUUUGUUUGAAAUCUACAGCAAGCAUAUAUGGCAGUUUUUACAGAUCUCCUGGGUAUGGUUGCAGUUUUCUAAACAAGCUACUACUAUAUUUGAGUGAAAUAUAAGACCAGUAUCCUUUUUGUUGGUAUUUCUAAAAUUUCUCAGCAAUAGGCCCGAUAGUGAUGUUACUGAAGGGUAAGGACUGAAUUUUUCCUGUCUUUAUUCCAUUGGAGGUGGGUGGAGGGUGGGGGGUGAUAGGCAUGUAAUGUCUGAAAUUAAUUUGAUUUCCUGCUGAGAAUCAGUAGCUUGCUGAAUUUUGGCAGUACAAUUUUGUAACACUCUGGGAAUAGCAAAAAGAGUUGGGGAACUGUGGAUUCUUCAUUCCUGUAGUGUAUUUGAAAUGAUUCUGCUAUUUAAUUCACAAGACCACUUCCAGCAGAAACAAACAUGGUUAGUACUGGAAGGGACUGUAGGAAAUAGUAGAUUAUACAUGCUGUGCAAAAUCUUUCUGAAGUCCUUGUUAGGCAAGGUGAUAAAAAUACAGAGACCAUUUCCCUAGUUUAUUUGCUUGAAUGAAUAGGUUAGUUGCCCUUCUCUUCCUUUUCAGAGCCAAAUUAAAAUUAAAAAAAAAAAGAGAGAGAAAUAUGAUUUACAAUUACUGCUACCAUAUGUAUCCACUUGAAUUUCUGAACUGCUUUGAAGAUGUGCAUUUAUAAGUACAGCUCAACCAGAAGACAUGUUGAAUGUAGGAAGGAACAUAGGUUUGCUUAGAUCUGACUAUCUAGAAAUUAGUUCUAGAAAAGAAGGUUCCAUCUGAAAGGGGUAUUGUAAAAUGCUGCUAGAGCAGCAAAUUCAAGAUGGCCAUCCUAGAAAGGGCUCCCAAAAUGGUUGCACAAACUCAACUUUUGAUGUGGUAUGUGUGUACUAUUAAAGAUUUGAGAUUAAGAAAAUGCAUCAGUUUUGACAAUGCCGAUUUGAACAAAAUUGCAAUAUGGCAGAAUAUAUGAAAUUGAUUUGCCAUUGCUUUUCUUCUAUUAAAUACUGUUGUUACCAUUUUUCCUAGAUGUUUUUCUGUGUACUUGAUCAUUUAUGGAGGAGAUACAGGCGUUUAAUAUGCAUGUUUUUUUAAGUGAAUGGGUACUUGUGCUAUGUACAUAAAAAUGACUUGAGAUACACAAAUUGAGAAAAAUAAACCACAUACUUUCCAA